Penicillium manginii is the source of this 1764-nucleotide messenger RNA. RefSeq lists its product as uncharacterized. Gene Ontology annotation, molecular function: catalytic activity. Lineage: Eukaryota; Fungi; Ascomycota; Eurotiomycetes; Eurotiales; Aspergillaceae. The transcript has 7 exons. The coding region runs from base 1 to 1764 and encodes 587 amino acids. The record is from RefSeq and is a predicted model, not a curated record. Gene Ontology annotation, biological process: nucleoside metabolic process; signal transduction.
AUGUCAAACCCCGCAAACUACACUGUGGGUUGGAUCUGCGCAUUGCGUGAAGAGUACAUUGCCGCUCAAGAAUUUCUCGAUGAGGAGCACGAGAACCCUAGCUGGGUAUCACACAACGACGACAACAACUAUGCACUAGGAAGGAUGUACGACCACAACGUUGUCAUCGCCGUUUUGCCUGAUGGUGAAUAUGGCACAGCUUCCGCGGCUAACGUAGCGACAAAUAUGCGGAACACCUUUCACAACGUCAAGAUAGGCCUGAUGGUUGGCAUAGGUGGCGGUGUACCUAGCGAAAGACACGAUGUUCGUCUGGGCGAUGUUGUGGUCAGCGCUUCUCGCGACGGGGCAGGGGGUGUCUUCCAAUACGACUUCGGCAAGUCUAUACAAGGCCAGGGUUUCCAGCAUACGCGCUUCUUAAACCAAGCACCACCUAUUUUACGAGCUGCCAUAACGGGAAUUCAAACACAAUAUGAGAGAAAGGGUCAUCGGAUCGAGGAGGCCAUCUGCAGCAUACUCGAUACUAAUAAGAAGCUGCACCGGGUUCCUCGGCGUGAGCGGACUGAAGAUGAGGAUAAUCCUACCAUUCACUAUGGCCUGAUUGCUUCUUCAAACCAAUUGAUGAAAGAUGCUUUGAUCCGGGAUAGAUUAGCCGCGGACAAAGAUGUUCUCUGUUUCGAAAUGGAAGCAGCCGGGCUGAUGAACACUUUUCCCUGCUUGGUCAUCCGAGGCAUCUGCGACUACUCGGACUCCCACAAGAAUAAAGAGUGGCAAGGUUAUGCAGCAAUGGUAGCAGCUGCCUAUGCUAAAGAUCUGCUACAGAGAAUCCCUCUCAACAAAAUAGAGGCCGACAGAAUUAGGGUCACUCCAUCUGAUCGAGCGUACGAUCAACGAGAGCGAUACCAAGAGGAGCAGAAGAAAAGAGCUUUGGCGGAGGAGCCACAACGCUGUCAUGAAGUUCCUAAGACAUCAGACUACGAGGAGCAAAAGGAUAUCAAUCCUCGUCGAGUGGAAGAAGCUUCCCAAUCGGCCUUGCAGAGCUCUGGAUAUCCACAAGGCCUUAGCCUUUCCGAACUGGAUCUAGGGAAAGACAAGGCCAAAUACUUCAGCAGUUACCAUGCGCCGGCUGAAACGCUUGAUGCGCCGGCAGCAGAAAGGAAUGUUUUACAGCAUCACCGGAAUCCAGCUAAGCCAAUUUUUGGCGUGCCUCUGGACGAUUUAUAUAAGCGUGAUAGAAUUGCCGUACCACCCUUACUCUCCCAAUGUUUUCGUGCUGUUGAAAAAUUUGGAUUGGAAAGAGAGGGGAUAUAUCGGUUCUCCGGAAGUGUUAGCGAUGCCAACCGGAUCAUAUCCGCUUUUGAGACUGGUGCACCAGAAGCGGACUUGAGCAACCCCAAAAACUUCUACCACUCUAUCGACACUGUCGCAGGUCUUGUGAAACGGUUCUUGAGGGAGCUCCCGGGUUAUGUGCCUCCAUAUCAAUGUUUUGACCAGUUGGAUGCUGCUGCUCGGAUCGAGAAUGAUGGCCAGCGCCAUGACUCGCUACGUGCUAUUGUCAAGGCCCUCCCUGAUGCGCAAUAUGCGGUUGCUCGGGACCUUUUUCUACACCUUAACAAAAUUCAGAAACACUCAGCCCAGAACCGCAUGCGUAUUGAUGAUUUAGCCCUCUACAUCGGUCUAUGUGACGUGCCGCCGUGCGUUCCGACUACGCCGUACAUCGCGAUUAUUAGGAUUAUUCUCAAAAACACUCCGCAGAUGUUUAUGUGA